Messenger RNA from Sorghum bicolor (sorghum), 848 nucleotides. Its product is annotated as cystatin-1-like. The coding region runs from base 138 to 539 and encodes 133 amino acids. NCBI's taxonomy places the organism in Eukaryota, Viridiplantae, Streptophyta, Magnoliopsida, Poales, Poaceae. Gene Ontology annotation, molecular function: cysteine-type endopeptidase inhibitor activity. The record is from RefSeq and is a predicted model, not a curated record. The transcript has 3 exons.
AGAAGGGUAACAAAUGUCUUCUCUUUCCCUUUCCAAUCCCCUCGCAUCGACAGAUCGUUCAUCGUAUCCUCCUCCGCUCAGUCCUCCGGGAUCUCCUCCUCCGGCUAUAAAUUCCGGCCCCAGUUCGCCCAAUCCAGAUGCGCAAACAUCGAAUCGUCCCACUCGUGGCUGCCCUGCUCGUGCUGCUUGCCCUCGCCGUAUCGUCCACCCGCAACCGCAACGCACAAGAGGGGGAGGAGUCCAUGGCGUUGGCCGGCGGCAUCAAGGACGUGCCGGCGAACGAGAACGACCUCCACCUGCAGGAGCUCGCCCGCUUCGCCGUCGAGGAGCACAACAAGAAGGCCAAUGCUCUUCUGGGGUAUGAGAAGCUUGUGAAGGCCAAGACACAAGUGGUUGCUGGCACGAUGUACUAUCUCACUGUUGAGGUGAAGGAUGGCGAAGUCAAGAAGCUCUACGAAGCUAAGGUCUGGGAGAAGCCAUGGGAGAACUUCAAGGAGCUGCAGGAAUUCAAGCCUGUUGAAGAGGGUGCUAGCGCCUAAGGAUCUCUCGUCUCCAUGUGCAAUUUGCUGCCUGAAGCGCAAAACAAAGUUGCAGAAUAAGGAGCUGCUUCGGAACAUGCCUGAGCAUGCCCCCUUGUGCAAUUUCAUAAAAUUACAGUGCUAUGUAAUAUCUUAAAUUUCCGUGCCCUGUGUAAUAUCAUGAAUAACAGUUGCUAUUAUGGAUUCUAAAGGUGUAUUAACUAGUACCAUAGAUGGAGGAAUUCUCAUAUUACUAUGCUGAAGUUUUUGUCAUGGCAGAAUUGUCACAUUGCUUCGCUGAAGUCUUUGUUGAAACUUACAUGCAGAAUA